GUUGUGGACAAAGAACUGGAUUUAGAGCAACACAUCCGCGAAUUGGGACACGACUUGAGUGCGCGACCGGAAGUGCGACUGACGGCCAACACGUGUUCCGGAAGUCUCUAUAAAUUGUGCCAAAAUUCGGACAACAAGUGGCGGAAGCGCUUCUUCGUGUUCGACCGCGAGAACCAAUUGUUGGCGUAUUUCGCGUCCAAAAGUCAUUUCAAACGCAACCGAAAGCCAAACGGUGGCGUGGCGUUCGCCGAAAUCCGCGACGUUUUCGUGGAUCACACGCGCAUUAAAGCGCACGAAGAGAGGCCGCGCUUCGUGUUCUCUGUGGCCACACUUUCGCGCACUUACGUGUUGUCCACUUUCGCGGCCGAAGUGAUGCGCAUUUGGGUGGACGCGGUGUGCACGGGAGCGCUCGCGGAGUCGCGAUUUGAAUGAUUUUUAUUCAAAACUAAUUAAACUUUUAUAAAAGCGA
Messenger RNA from Oppiella nova, 469 nucleotides. The record is from the annotation of a GenBank genome assembly. NCBI's taxonomy places the organism in Eukaryota, Metazoa, Arthropoda, Arachnida, Sarcoptiformes, Oppiidae.